ACUAUUUGCUUUUGAGAACGCCGCGAGAUUUUCCAUAGAAGUUUCGGAACUUGCUGCAUCGCAUAGAUGACGCUGCCGUAGAUGGUCGAAGUUGUCAAGCGGUAGAGGUUAAAAGUGUAUUUGCACUUUUAACAAACUCUUUUUUUCUAAGGAAAUCAUGUCGUUAGCGGAUGAACUUUUAGCAGAUCUUGAGGAAAACGAUGAUUCCGAUCAUGUCAUGGAAGAACCGGAGCCGGAUUUUAUUCCGGCUUCGGUUUCCAAACACAUCGAAGAAGAAGUAAAAGUAGCUUCUGUAAGAGAAUUAGCAAAACUGCGUGAUUCCGAUCAGUUAAAAAGAGUAAUGUGUUUGAUAGAAAAAUACAGUAAAGUUCUCAGGAGGUCUGUAGAUAUUAUUGGACCUGUCGAGUCUGAUCCAGAAUAUCAGCUUAUCGUUGAAGCUAAUAACAUGGCCGUAGAUAUCGAUGAUGAAAUAACUACCAUACAUCGGUUUACUAGGGAUAAAUAUUCUAAAAGAUUCCCAGAAUUAGAGUCUUUAGUUGUCGGUCCGUUAGAAUACGUAAUGACUGUUAGGGAAUUGGGAAAUGACUUAGACAGAGCAAAGAAUAAUGAAACGUUACAACAGUUUCUUACUCAGGCAACAAUAAUGGUUGUUUCGGUUACCGCAUCAACCACACAAGGACAGUUAUUAACGGAAGAUGAAAAAGAAGCUAUUUGCGAGGCUUGUGAUAUGGCGGUAGAAUUAAACAAUUGUAAACUGAAAAUAUUUGAAUAUGUUGAAAGUAGAAUGGCAUUCAUUGCUCCAAAUCUAUCUGUAAUAGUCGGCGCGUCCACAGCAGCCAAAAUUAUGGGUGUUGCUGGAGGUUUGACAAAACUUUCGAAAAUGCCAGCUUGCAAUGUUCUAGUUUUAGGAUCUCAAAAAGCUACACUGUCCGGAUUUUCGCAAGUAGCGACUUUACCUCAUACUGGUUUUAUAUAUUAUUCCGAUAUCGUACAAGAUACUCCGCCUGAUUUACGAAGAAAAGCAGCGAGACUCGUAGGGGCGAAAAGUAUGUUAGCUGCCCGGGUAGAUGCUUGUCACGAAAGUACGGAUGGUCAUAUUGGUCAAAUGCUCCGCGAAGAAAUUGAGAAAAAACUAGAUAAGCUACAAGAACCGCCGCCUGUAAAAUUUGUGAAACCUUUACCAAAACCUAUUGAUCCAGGUCGUAAGAAGCGAGGUGGCAAACGUGUCAGAAAAAUGAAAGAACGUUAUGCGAUUACUGAAUUCAGAAAACACGCGAACAGAAUGAAUUUUGCUGAUAUUGAGAACGAUGCCUAUCAAGAAGAUUUAGGCUAUACGCGUGGUACAAUUGGUAAGGCGGGAACGGGUCGUAUUAGAUUACCUCAAAUCGAUGAAAAAACAAAAGUACGGAUAUCGAAAACGCUUCAGAAAAAUUUACAAAAGCAACAGCAAUGGGGUGGUAGUACGACAGUCAAAAAACAAGUAUCUGGUACAGCAUCUAGUGUCGCGUUUACUCCACUGCAGGGGUUGGAAAUUGUAAAUCCGCAAGCAGCAGAAAAGAAAAUAAAUGAAGCUAACGCGAAAUAUUUUUCAAAUACAGCUGGCUUUUUGAAAGUAAAAAAAAUUUAAAAAGAC
Colletes gigas is the source of this 1633-nucleotide messenger RNA. It is a transcript of the gene Prp31, whose product is annotated as U4/U6 small nuclear ribonucleoprotein Prp31. The record is from RefSeq and is a predicted model, not a curated record. Gene Ontology annotation, cellular component: precatalytic spliceosome; U4 snRNP; U4/U6 x U5 tri-snRNP complex. The coding region runs from base 158 to 1627 and encodes 489 amino acids. NCBI's taxonomy places the organism in Eukaryota, Metazoa, Arthropoda, Insecta, Hymenoptera, Colletidae. The transcript is spliced from 8 exons. Gene Ontology annotation, biological process: mRNA splicing, via spliceosome; spliceosomal tri-snRNP complex assembly.